This is a messenger RNA of Apus apus (common swift), 1139 nucleotides long. It is a transcript of the gene PML, whose product is annotated as PML nuclear body scaffold. The coding region runs from base 114 to 962 and encodes 282 amino acids. Lineage: Eukaryota; Metazoa; Chordata; Aves; Apodiformes; Apodidae. Gene Ontology annotation, molecular function: nucleic acid binding. The record is from RefSeq and is a predicted model, not a curated record. The transcript has 3 exons.
CUGCACGUUGCCCCCAUCCCACCCCGUGCUUAGGAGGAGCUGCACUCAGGGCUCUGCUCGUGCUCACUUGACCCACACCUUGCUUUUGGGCUCUCAGCAGGGCUCCCCCCCCCAUGGCCACCCCUCUCCUGAGACACAACACACCCCCAGCCCAGCCCUGGCAGCACCAGGACAUCAAGCCCUGUGGUUUUCACGUCAUCACACACAACGAGGCCUCCAGCAAGCCCAAGGACAGCAAGAAGCCCUCCAGCCCAACGUGGUCCAGGAGUGGCACCUCACCCCACCACAGCACUGGCCCCACCAGCCCCUGGGACGACAGGUGGGAGCUGAGCACCUUGGUGUUCCUCAGCUUGAAGGUUGACCAGAAAACCCAACGCAUCACGGAGGUGGCAGCGACCAAUGGUGAGAACACCUUCAAGAUGCUGAUUCAGAGCCCUGAGUCGGUGCUGGUGCUGCUCUCCCAGGGUGUCACCAUGGAGGUGGGGAUGCAGAACCUCCUCUGGUACCUCUCCUCAAUCCCCAGGCCUGUCCUUGUCACCUAUAACUUCUGGGCACUGGAGCUGCCCGCUCUCUUUAAAGCCCUGGAUGCCACGGGCAGGAAAGUGGACUUCUGCCACAUGGUGCAUGGUUACAUGGAUAUGUUGUCCUUGAUCAAGGAAAAACGGCCUGGAGCCCCUUCCUACAAGCUGAAGAACCUGCUGCAAGAGCACCUGGGGCAGCAGCUCAACUCUUGCAGCACGUUGGCCACGGCCAAAGCCUUGCAGGAGCUGUGGUGGGCCCUGGAGCUCCCUGCCCAGCCCGAGGUGGGGACAAUGCUGACCCACUGCAACCUGCAGAGCUACACCAUGCUGCUGCCCUUGGUGCACGAGAAGCUGCUCACCAGGAAGGCAGCCAAGACCCUGGCCCGUCGCAACCUCAUCCUCUGGAGGGUGAAAGAGGUUGUGAAGGCAACUGUGCCAUGAGCUGAGCUGGCCAGGUCUCAGCUUCAGCGGGCCAGGGAAUGCCCAGCGUGGCCCCACAUGGGAUUCUCAGAGCCCCCUCUGCUCCCAACACGGGGGCUGAAAAGGUCCAGGACACUCUAGAGGGAAGAAACCAGCCAAUCAGAUGAAUACCCUUAUCAAAUAAAUGAGGUACCAACA